GUGAUUUCUUUUUCAGCUCGACAUCGAAUACAGGACGCGCAUUUGAGAAUGAUUGAAUUUUUAAGAAGCGAUCUUGAAGCGGAACUUAAAGCGAAGCUGAGGCUAGAUUGCAGGUUGAUUCUUUUUGGUUCAGCUGGGAAUGGUUUUGGUCUUGCGAGCUCUGAUGCUGAUAUGUGUUUGCGGCUUUAUGGAGACGCAGAGCCUGAGGUGACGCUUUCUUCCGGUUUAUUCCCCCUGGUUCAUGUUAAGUUCUACUACUUCAGCAUAUCACUGUAUAACGAACUUGCUAUCAUGAACACCCAGUUACUCAGAGCUUACUGUGAUGUUGAUGAACGGGUUGCUAAAUUGGGUAUCGCAUUGAAAGAGUGGGCAAAAGCUUGUGAUAUUGGAGAUGCCUCAAAAGGAAGCCUUUCAUCUUAUUCGUAUAUCAUAAUGCUCAUCCAUUUUCUGCAACGGAGUGACCCACCAGUGCUUCCUUUUUUGCAGGAGGUGGAUUGUUUUUCUUGGGCACGAGGAAGGAAAAAGGUUCCCCAUAUUUGGGAGUUUUCAAACAAAGAAGAAACUGGCAAGCUUUGGGUUGAUUUCUUGGAUUACUUUACGCGAGUUUUUGAUUUUCGAAAUGAUGUGAUACAAAUUCGACAACGUGAUUCUCUAGCAAAACUGGAUAAAGGAUGGCAGGCAAAACCAAUGGCAAUUGAGGACCCAUUUGAUUUGAAUCAUAACCUUUCUUCUGGUAUUCAUCGGAAAAGUUUUGAACAUUUCCAUUACACUUCUGGAUUUCAGAAUCAGCUGUACAAAAGUUGUCUUGUCGAGGAUGGUUUGCCUCUGGAUCGAAAUUGUUGCAGGAAGUGCCACCAAAUUGGUCAUUUUGUUGAAAACUGUCCGUUUAUUAAAAAGUCAUCCAGGUUAGUAAGGUGUUUUGGUAUAUUAUUUUACCUGUAUUGA
This is a messenger RNA of Enterobius vermicularis (human pinworm), 945 nucleotides long. The record is from the annotation of a GenBank genome assembly. NCBI's taxonomy places the organism in Eukaryota, Metazoa, Nematoda, Chromadorea, Rhabditida, Oxyuridae.